This is a messenger RNA of Aspergillus caelatus, 2597 nucleotides long. RefSeq names its product putative pyrroline-5-carboxylate dehydrogenase. The coding region runs from base 64 to 2502 and encodes 812 amino acids. The record is from RefSeq and is a predicted model, not a curated record. Gene Ontology annotation, molecular function: L-glutamate gamma-semialdehyde dehydrogenase (NAD+) activity; pyrroline-5-carboxylate reductase activity. The transcript has 4 exons. Gene Ontology annotation, cellular component: mitochondrial matrix. Lineage: Eukaryota; Fungi; Ascomycota; Eurotiomycetes; Eurotiales; Aspergillaceae.
GUUGAAGACAAACAAACAAACAGCACAGAAAAAAAAUUUUUCUACUAUUCAAUCUUGAGCAAAAUGGCGAAUUCUACGCUUUGUAUUCUGGGCUGCGGCAACUUGGGCGGCGCUAUUCUGAAGAGCUUGGUCGAUGGUCCCAAAGACAAAGAGGGGAGCGCGCCUUUCACCCGGUUCAUCGCCUGUGUCCGGAGUCAAGAAUCCGAGGCGCGAUUGAGUGCGAAAUUCUCCAACCAUUCGCAAAGCUUGACGAUUGCCCGAGACAACAUCAAGGCUGUUCAAGAGGCGGAUGUUGUAGUUUUGGGUGUGGACCCCGCUGUCGUUGAAAAGGUGCUAUCAACUCCUGGCCUCAGCGAGGCCUUAUCGAACAAGCUCCUCAUCAGCGUCGCUGCUGGCUGGACCCGGCAGAGGCUUGAGACCACCCUGUAUGGUAGUCCGACGACAAGCAGCAAUGCCGAAGGUCGGGCGUGGGUGGUGCGCACGUUGCCGAAUAUCGCUGCAUCAGUCUCGCAGGGUCUCACAGCCAUUGAGAUCUCAGAUCCAGAGGUUCCCGAACACUACCAGAAGAUCACAGAUGCGGUCUUUGAAAACCUGGGAAAGACAGUCCACAUCCCUCCAACUCUGAUGGAUGCAACGACGGCGGUGGCCGGAUCAACUCCCGCAUUCUUUGCCGUGAUCGUCGACGCGAUGAUUGAUGCCUCCGUGGCGGUUGGCGUGCCGAGGGACCUGGCACGGACCAUGAUAGUUCAGGCGAUGACCGGAAGCGCAGCCCUUAUGCAAAAUGGAAUGCAUCCGGCCGUCCUGAGAGAUCAGGGUACGUCGCCUGAAGGGUGUACCAUUGGAGGUUUGAUGGUUAUGGAGGAGGCCGGGGUGCGCGGUCAUAUCGGGAGAGCCUUACGAGAAGCCCCACACUACACACGAGGCUCUCCCGAGCGCGCCAAGGUAGAAGCAGCCUUGAAGGAGCUCCGGUCUCAACUCCCCGUCAAGAGUGAAGUCUACUACAACGGUGUGGCACAGAAUGUCUCCAAGUCGGUGGAUCAACCGAUGCCUUCAGAGCAUGCUACUACCUUCACCAACUACCCCCUUGCCUCCAAGGAGCAGGUCGCUGCUUCCAUAGAAUCGGCUCUCAAGGCCAAGAAGAGCUGGGAGGAGACUCCCUUCGUCGAUCGCGCAUCGAUCUUCAUGAAGGCGGCCGAGUUGGCCACGGGCAAAUACCGGUAUGAGUUGAUUGCUGCGACCAUGCUGGGUCAGGGAAAGAAUGUCUGGCAGGGUGAGAUCGAUGCCGCGGCCGAGUUGGCAGACUUCUUCCGUCAGAACUGCAACUGGGCGGCGGAAUUGAUGGAGAAGCAGCCCACCCGGGGCACUGAUGGCAUGUGGAGCCGCAUGGAAUACCGAGCCCUUGAGGGAUUCGUGUACGCUGUCUCACCCUUCAACUUCACCGCAUUGGGUGGCAGCUUGGUCUCGGCUCCGGCCUUGAUGGGUAACGUGGUCGUGUGGAAGCCCUCGCCAUCCGGCAUCUACGCUAGCAACUUGGUUUACAAGAUUCUGCUCGAGGCUGGUCUGCCUCCAGAUGUUGUGCAGUUUGUGCCCGGUGAUGCCGAAGAGGUCACCAGCGUGGCUCUCUCUCACCGCGACUUUGCUGGCUUGAACUUCAUCGGCUCGUCCGACGUCUUCCGUAGCAUCUAUGGCAAGAUCGGCGAGGGUAUCGCGAACAAGACCUACCGGGAGUUCCCUCGUGUGGUCGGCGAGACCAGCGGCAAGAACUUCCACCUCAUCCACAACACCGCGGACAUCACCAGCGCGGUCAACCACACCAUCCGCGGUGCUUUCGAGUACCAAGGCCAGAAGUGCUCGGCCACUUCCCGUGUUUACCUCCCUGAGAGCCGUGCCGAGGAGUUCUUGACGGCUCUGAAGGCUGGUGUCAAGGAAAUCACCAUCGGCAGCCCCGACAAGGACUUUGAGGCCUUCAUGGGCCCUGUCAUCCACCGCAACUCCUUCAACAAGAUUAAGUCGAUCAUCGAUGCCAGCAACAAGGACCCCAACCUCACCUUACUGGCUGGUGGUACCUACGAUGACUCGGUUGGCUACUACGUGAACCCCACUGUCUACCAGGCCCACACUCUCGACCACUCCCUGUUCAACCAGGAGAUCUUCGGACCCGUCUUGGCCAUCUAUGUCUACCCUGACUCCGAGUGGAGCUCUAUCCUGAAGACGGCCGAUCAGCAGGGUGGCGGCUUCGCGCUCACCGGUGCUGUCUUCGCCAAGGAUCGCCGUGUGAUCCGUGAAGCUGAGGAUGCUCUGCGCUACUCCGCUGGUAACUUCUACAUCAACUGCAAGACCACUGCCGCUCUGAUCGGACAACAGUCCUUCGGUGGUUCUCGUGCCAGUGGUACCAACGACAAGGCUGGUAGCUCCGACAACUUGCGCCGCUUCACCAGCCCCAGAAUGAUCAAGGAGGAGUUCUUCCCCAUUGAUGGCUUCACCUACCCUAGCAACCACUAGAAACUGUCAUGACUCCAUGAAUUUCAAUCUUAUGAAGGGAAAGAUGUAUAUAUAGUUUAGAUCGUUUUCAAAAUUUUACGUUGUUCACAUUUUUA